AUGGUUAACUCCGAUACCAUGGAGGUUAGCGUUGGUGAACUACCAGGACACCCCCCCACUCCUCGGCCGUUACUCGUUGAGGAAAUAUUUACGCCGUCGCCUACACCAUCGCCACAUUUAUUAGAGUUGCCGCCCUCUUCUAUGACUUCACCAUCGUUACCAUCAGCUUCACCGCAACCUCUUUUACCAGGGAGAUCGCCGCCACCGACUACCGACCCGUAUGAGUUUUUCUUGAGCGAGCCGGAGUUUGAGUCACCGUCUGGUCAAGUUUCGCCAGAUCUAUUGGGCAUGUCAACCGAGCCCAUGGAUGUCGGUGUGGAUUCAGAUGAAGAAGGAUUAAGACCACGGAGACUAAAUGUUGCGCAACGCAACGCACUGAAAGUCGAUACUCAGAUGGUUAAAUAUUGUCCGGUGUGUGACUUCAUGACUGUUGGCCAUAAGCUUGGGAGGCACCUUGCAAACCGCCACAGGUCACAGAUAAAAAAGCCCCGAGACCUCAACAUCAGAAAGAUAUGCCAACACAUUGCCUCGGAAUCCCGCAAGUCCUAUUCCGUUGUCCCGUUGCGGGUGAUAGAGAAGAAGUUGGGCCCAUAUUGGGAUGACAGGUGUUUUAGAAGCAUCGCCCACGAACUUACGACCAUGGGAAGGAUGAAGACGUAUGGUGGAUGUUGGAAUCUUCCUGAUGUAACAGUUACGUCAAACCCAUUUGAGGAAUUUUUCACCGAUAGCGAUUUCGGUCCCGAUACACCGGUGAUGAAUGUAUCUGCGACACCGGCGGUGCCAGUCCUUCUUAUACCGGAAACCUCCGGUGAAACCAUUUCGAUACCUGGACCUUCCGGCACAUCAGGCAGACCAGCCGACCCGGAAAACGGAACGAUGACAAAAAUCAAUGCACAAUCUUCGGAAUCGAAAUUGCGCAAGGCUUCGGAAGCUUUAGGUCUUAACACUCAGCUUCCACCCAAUCAUCCAUUGAUUGUAAUGUUUACAAAGACGUUGGAAAUUAGCCACGGGAAUGAUUCGCAAGCAGCAAAAAAUUACGUAUCCAAUGUUUCGCGGGUGUUGUGCUACGUGCACCAACAACUGUCCGCCAAUAAUUUACCACCGAAACAUUGGGCGGAUCUGGUUUCGGCCGAUGUCGAAUUUUACGUCGACUUCUUUCGACGCCGAGAGGAGAUCGGGCAGACCAAGGCUACGACGAUCAAUUACAUGAAAAACAUACGGCUACUAUUUUCACACGUCAUAAAUUCCUUUAUAUACGAGGACCAGUCGUUCCCGAAAGGGUUCGAUCUGUUGCCGUGCGUACAAACCAUCACCAAAAUCAAGCUUUUAGGGCACAAGCUGGGACUGUUAUAUAAAAGGACCACAAAGCAGCAGCCAACGGAGUUGUUUGAGAGGAAAACGACAGAAGGCGAGAAUUUGCCAGAUUACUCAAAGGUUGUCGGGUCGAUAAUUGAUAUUAGUGAGACAAUCCCCACUAAUCUCACGCUGCUGGAGCAAAAGUUUUCAAAUUUGGGAACAGUCGUCGUACGAAGCGAGAAAACUAGCUCCCCUGCAGAAAAACAACUUUCAAACCUUUGGCGUAAGGUGACGUGUGGUCUGGCCAUUAGUUUACUAUGGACCUCGGAUGGUCCCGGAGUCCCAAACAGUGGUCCGGGACAACCGUGUUGGAGCGGAUGCAGCCGGUGUCAACGACCCGGCGACUCCGCGUUUAAGUGCCAGUUCUGUGAAAGAACGUUUACCACCAAGAUAGGUGUCGGUGUACAUGUUAGUAGUGCCCAUAGGGGCGGAGCCAAUGACCAAAUCCUGGUCGAGCGUAGAAAGUCGCGCUGGCCAGAUGAGGAAAAGAGACUUUUUGCUUUAGCCGAAGCUAAACUCGUAUUCGGUGGUGUGCCGUCAGGCGGAAUCAAUCGCGAGCUUAUGCUCAAGCAUCAGGGCCGUACCCUUGAUUCGAUUAAGGGACGUGAUUUUGAUGGCGGAAACGCCGGCAGGUUUGCGUCAGGCGUGCGAAGCAUUCACGAAGCGGUUAGAGGUAGCUGGUCUAAGGGUGAACCCAGCGAAGUGUGCAACGCUCACCAUGGUUCCCUCCGGACGAGAUCGGAAAGUGAAGACCGUUGA
Molecule: messenger RNA, 2115 nt
Organism: Macrosiphum euphorbiae (potato aphid)
Lineage: Eukaryota; Metazoa; Arthropoda; Insecta; Hemiptera; Aphididae
Source: the annotation of a GenBank genome assembly